AUGGAGUGCGUGAUUGAGUCUAGAAGCUUCACUGUCAGUGGUUUUAAUUCGACCGGUAUUGGAUACGAACUAGUCACAACUAACUUGGAGGACAUUAAUUUUAAUAUGCAACAAUUAAAUUCGAGCCAACAGAAGCUUAGCUCUGAAAUCCAAGACCUAAAAAUAACUCUAGCAGAAAUCAAAAGCUUAUUCACGAUCCACACGCUUGUUGAGCGAGAAAAAUUGCCCGAAACGUGCGUUGAAGUUCCCAAUUGUCGAUCGGGUCAAUACCGUAUUCAGCCUCGACCAGAAGUUACGGAUGAUUUCGAAGUUUACUGCGACCAUAAGUACGAGGACGGCGGAUGGACGGUGAUCCAGAACCGCUACGAUGGCUCGGUUGACUUCUAUCGAGGUUGGGAUCAGUACGAAAGCGGCUUUGGAGACCUACAAGGCGAGUUCUGGCUGGGAUUGAGAAAAAUCCGCGAGUUGACGUACGCCAAACCGCACAAACUGCAUAUCGUAAUGGAGCGAUAUGACGGGAAUUCUUUUGUGGCUAAGUACAGCCGAUUUCUAAUUGGAGGAGCAAAGGGAAAGUAUCUUUUGAAGUGUUUGGGGAACUUCAGUGGAAAUGCGAGCGAUUCAUUACGACGAGCUUAUAACAAAAAGUUUUUAACUUUUGAUUCCGAUGAGGAUUAUGAUAAUUAUAGUGCUGAAACCAAUAAUUGUGUUGCGAAUCGUAAGGGAGCUUGGUGGUACGAUGGCUGCUACGCUAGCAACUUAAAUGGACUGUAUUUCAAGCAGAUAGCGAGACAGAAUGGAUUUACUUUGAUGAGCUGGGGGAUAGAUUUUAUAAAUUUUCUGAAAAGCUCACGCAUGAUGAUUAAGGCUACCUCUGAAAUGAAUGAUGAUGGUAGUCUAUGUACCUGAGAAAAAUGAUACAUAAUGAAG
This is a messenger RNA of Sabethes cyaneus, 927 nucleotides long. Its product is annotated as fibrinogen-like protein A. Lineage: Eukaryota; Metazoa; Arthropoda; Insecta; Diptera; Culicidae. Bases 1 to 906 code for a protein of 301 amino acids. The transcript is spliced from 4 exons. The record is from RefSeq and is a predicted model, not a curated record.